AGACAACCUUCCUUGACUCACUAUAUCCAAUUCCACGCCCAUCCUAAAUUAAACACCCCUUUCCCAUCCACCCAUUCCAUGUCCCGCUUCGGAGCCAAAAAAGGCAGAAAGCUGCCCGGCGCAGAAUUCUCCUGGGACAAUGACCCAACCGGCGAAGCAGACACAGCACCCACCCCCCUCUACCCUAAAUACACAGUCCCCACCGCAAAACCCUUAAACGCGCGCGAACAAGCCCAAGUCGAUCUCUACCGUUCCCUCCGCGAACAAUUCCACGAUGGUCCCUAUUACUCCGUGCUUGAUACGGGCGUUUCGGGUUUGAAACGUACGGCCGCUGCUCGGCAGAAUUUCGACCCGUUUCACGGAAUGCCUUCUUACUCAGGGAAGUACCAGAAGAAGAAGAGGGGGAUUCCAAAGUUGAGUGGAAGGCCUUAUGUUAUGAAGUUUUUCCCGCGCGAUGAUCUUUGGGAGGUUAUUCAGCCUAGUUAUAAGCCUGGGACGGCUGUUGAUGGGUAUGUGGCGCGGAUGGUGCGCGGGCCGCUUAAGCGGGGGUUUGAGGAUGAAGAGGAUGAGGAGGAAGAUAUUGGGAAGAGGCGGAAGACGGGGGAUGAGGAGGAGGAAGGCGGUGAGAAUGAAGAUCUGCUGGAGCCUGAGGAUGAGCAGGAGGAGGAAGAGAUUAUUGAUGAUGACUUUGAGGAUGAUGAUGAUGAGAUGGGAGGUGAUUAUAAUGCUGAGCAGUACUUUGAUGGUGGAGAUGAUGAGUAUGGAGAUGAUGGGUUUGGGGAUGGCGGUGGUGGUGGUGGGGACGAGGAUACGUAUUAAGCGGGCUCUCGCUCUUGGUUUUUGAGAUACCCCUUUUUCUCCUUCUGAAUUUGUGUCUUAUUUUAUAAGCGGUGCUUUUAUACGUGUGCAUUUGCAUGGUGGAGCGGGUUUGUAUACUUUUGAGGCCGGGUUUGUUUUGAUACGGAAUGGUUGUAGAUAGGGUUCUUACAGAUAGGGAUAGGGCAUGGCUGGUCUCUUCGUCUAUACCACUGAACGCCAAUAUAUGUUCUAUUCAUGUCGUUACUGUAGCUGUCCGGUCUGCAGGUUUACUUUUUCUCCACGUACCAUGCAGAUGGACAUGGCUACUGUGUCAUUUAAAGACCUGAAGAUGUCAUGUCCGUCGGCAAUAUAGCUUCAUAUAUGUACUGAUACUUUGAUAGCGUUGUUCAUGCUGGGUUUGCUGACUGCUAGUGAAGGACUGUAUUUGAUGCGAAGUACGUUGAAGAAGGUCCCUUUAU
Aspergillus alliaceus is the source of this 1277-nucleotide messenger RNA. Its product is annotated as DNA-directed RNA polymerase III subunit C31. NCBI's taxonomy places the organism in Eukaryota, Fungi, Ascomycota, Eurotiomycetes, Eurotiales, Aspergillaceae. Gene Ontology annotation, biological process: transcription by RNA polymerase III. Bases 79 to 819 code for a protein of 246 amino acids. The record is from RefSeq and is a predicted model, not a curated record. Gene Ontology annotation, cellular component: RNA polymerase III complex. The transcript is spliced from 3 exons.